AUGGGCUGUGGCAGCAGUAGAGCACGGCAAAGGCGCAGCGUACAAGACCUCGUGCUCGAGUCUAGACUACUGGCAGGUGCGUCCUUGAGAAGUGUCAACGAUUCUGCGUUUUGGGAAAGAGACACCGAUGCUGUGUCCACGCGGACUGUCAGCGAUUCUGCCUUCUCGCACUCCAUCUCUGCCCAUCCAUCGCCGUCCAAUCUGUCCUGGAGGUCAGGAUCGACCGCUCCAACCAGCGCGGCUUCUUCAUUCUCCUCAUCCGGAACGGGCCCAAGACAAGCCCCCACCACAUCUGCUGCGACGCCACACGUGGCCGGAAGCUCUGCCCUUGCCCCUCCCCCUCCUCCUUCUUCAGGGUCAAAGGCACUUUAUCAGCAACUGACCCUCCCCUCUCCGACCCCUUCCACCCGGCAAGGAACGAGCAUGCAAUCUGUGCCAUCGUCUGGUUCGCUGUCGCGGCUCUCUCCGGCUUCGAAUCCUUCCCAGCAGAAUGGACACCUUGCCCAGCCCUCUCCAUUGAGCACUCCACGCGGCUCAUCUGGCAACCAAUCACGGAGGUCUUCUCACAGGGCUACUAAAUCGACCUGA
Endocarpon pusillum Z07020 is the source of this 588-nucleotide messenger RNA. RefSeq lists its product as uncharacterized. The record is from RefSeq and is a predicted model, not a curated record. The transcript has a single exon. Lineage: Eukaryota; Fungi; Ascomycota; Eurotiomycetes; Verrucariales; Verrucariaceae. Bases 1 to 588 code for a protein of 195 amino acids.